UACCAAUACCUUUGGCUUGAGUAAUAAUUUUGUCGGAGGAAGACUGUCUGACUUGCUGCUUGCAAAUCAAAGGCUCAUCAAUUUAACGUUGUUGCUUGAGUGCGACCGAGUGCCCCAGACGUCUUGCCGGAUGAACGAACCUUCUCUCACCUCAUUCGCUCGACUUCAGAACACUGUUAUCACAUGUUCAACUCACAGCGAAUUUUACCGGCCACUUGAAACCAGCAGGCGAUUGCCCUUGAGUUCUCGUGAAAUCGAUCACUUAAACAUCAUUCUCAAAUGAACGCUGCGCAGAGAGCGGCAUUGCUCAAUCCAAAAGCUGCACGUAAAGCGGCUGCAGCAGCAAGCAAGAAGCGAGAGCGUCAGGAUGGUCCCCUCGAGGAUGACACUGCCGAAACCAUGCAGCCUGGAACUGGACUCGGCUCUUUCAUGGAGCGCAUGCACAACGUCACCGAUCGCGAGGCUCUCCCUGCCUCAAAGAAGCAGAAGACCGACAACAAUGACGAGAACGACGAGAAACGCAAGACCACUUUUAAAGGUGGCAAAGGUGGAGUCAUUGGUGAGUAUCUCAAGGAGCAGCGCGACCAGGGCGCUCGUGAAGCUGGACCCAUCGACCUCACUGCAGACGACGAAGAAGACGAUCUCCAGAUAGUGUCUGUGAAGUCGACUCCUCAAGAUCCCAAACGCGAGAUCUGCCUGGGUUCCAUCUCAGCCAAAGUCAUGGCUCACAAGGUACCUGCUGCCAACAGAACCCUGGGCAAGUUUUCAGAGAACUGGCCGCCAGCCAAGAUGACACUUCAUCCCCGAGUUGGCCAGGAACUGGUUUUCAUCGCACUCGACGGCAAAGGUGUCGAGUUCGGUAAGCUGGACGUCAUUACUGCCACCGCGCUGUCUCCUUUGCUCAAGAAUGCCCUUCUGAAACUGCGCCUCGCCCCUUUGUUAAAAGAGCGACCCAAGGAGACCGGUGAGGAGCCUGGACAGACCAUCUCGAAGCCUUUGGACAUAUCGAUUACUCUUUACUGCACCGCUGAAACCGCCAAAGGCAUUGGUCGACAGCUCAGCAAGCGCCAAAUCUGGCUACACAAGCCCCUGACCGUUGCAUAUGGCACAGAGGUUAUCAAUCCCCACGUCCCCAACUACAAUUUCAUUCCGAAGGCCGGUUUCUCAGCUCCGAUACUUAGCCAAUCGGCCGGCUUCCGCGUUCGUACUACCGAGGAGAUCAAGAGCGACGUUCUCUCGAUGUUCGACCGUCUUGGAAAGGCAGAAGAGCUACCAGAAGCUGAGGCAGACGCGACACUCGUCAAGACUGAACUUAUGCAGCACCAGAAGCAAGCUCUGUACUUCUUGAGCAAGCAUGAGACUCCCACUCCACCUGAAGAAGACCCGCUCUGGAAGGACGUCAUUCGUAAGAAUGGGACUCGGGCCUGGUACAACGUUAUUACAGGAGACGAACUGAAGAAGGUCAGCCCUACCUUGGGCGGUCUAUUGGCUGAUCAAAUGGGUUUGGGCAAGACGCUUAGCGUGCUUUCUCUCAUUUGUGCGACACUCGAGGAAGCCAGAGCUUUUGGCGAUGGAGAAUUGGAAGCAAGCGAUCAAGUUACCGAGAGCGUUGUGCGCAGAUCUGGUGGAACCCUCCUCCUCUGUCCCAAAUCGGUUAUUUCAAACUGGCAAGAGCAGAUCGGCCAGCAUUUGGAUAACACAAAGGUCCGCUUCUACAUGUACCACGGCAACAAAAGAGAGCAGGAUCUCGACGUUUUGGCCCAAUACGACGUUGUCGUUACAUCAUACAGUAUUGCUGCUAGCGAGUUCACAUCAUCCUCAAAGAACUUUAGCGCGCUAGCUCAGAUGGCAUGGUUUCGCAUCGUUUUGGAUGAGGCACAUCAGAUCCGCAAUCAAGACACUACUACCUUCAAGGCAGCCUGCAACUUGGUUAGCAAGCGCAGAUGGGCAGUCACCGGAACACCAGUCCAGAACAGACUCGACGACUUUGGCGCUCUUAUCAAAUUUCUCAAGAUUUACCCCUUCUCCGACAAGGGUGUCUUCGAGAAGCAUUUUAUGGCACCAUUCAAAUCCGGUGACCCUCAAGUCCUUGACAACCUCCGUCUUCUGGUAUCCAGUAUCACCCUUAGACGCUCAAAGGACAGGAUCGAUCUCCCUGACCGUGUCGAGGAGAUCGUUCGUCUUGACUUCUCGUCUGAGGAACAAGCUCUCUACGAUGCGUUUGCUAAGGAUGCCAACAAGAAGGUACGCGCCAUGACCCGCGGAAACGACCGCCUUAGAGGCAGAAGUUACGCCCAUGUUUUGGUCAAUAUCACCAGAUUGCGUCUUCUGUGUGCUCACGGUCGCGAAUUGCUCAGCGAGGAUGACAUGAAGGUCCUGCAAGGUACUUCGUACGAGACAGCCAUUGACUUGGGAGAGGAAGGAGAUGCAGAGAAGGCCGUCAUGACCAAGGACCAGAUUAACGACACCUUCUAUCUUCUCCGCGAGAGCUCAAUGGAUAUCUGUUCGUGCUGCAUGGAGGGAAUUGGCCGUCUCGACCCCAUGGGAGACACCGGCAGCGACACCUCUGAUGAUGAAGAUGAGGCAGAGGACAUUAUCGGCUAUCUUACCCCUUGUCUCCAUCUCGUAUGCCCCGCUUGCGUUGAUAAGUUCUGGAACGAGCUGAGAAACACUCAAAGCCGCGACAAUUACGCCACUUGCCCUCAAUGUGAACAAUACGUCAAGGCCGUGAUGCACCCCAUCAGUCAGAAGAACGUCGACGAAGACUUGGAGAUGCGCCAGAAGAAGAAGGGACAGGUCAAGUCCAAGAAGGGUGUUGAAUACGGUGGUCCUCACACCAAGGUCAAGGCAUUGAUCUCUAACCUGCAAGAGCACGCAGAGAACUCGCGUGAGCUGAUGGAGAUUGGCGAAGCACCAAUUCGCAGCGUUGUGUUCUCCGGCUGGACGUCUUACCUCGAUCUCAUUGAGAUCGCUCUCAAAGCUGCCGGCCUCGGUUUCCUUCGUCUUGACGGCAAGCUCUCCGUCAGCGCGCGCACGCAAGUCCUCGAUCGCUUCAAGACCGAUCCAUCCAUCUCUGUCUGCCUCGUGUCAAUCAAGGCUGGGGGUCAAGGCCUCAACUUCACUGCCGCAAACAACGUCUUCAUGAUGGAGCCUCAGUUCAACCCUGGUGUUGAGAUGCAGGCCGUCGACCGUGUUCAUCGCUUGGGACAGAAGAGAAAUGUGAUGAUCAGACGCUUCAUCAUGGCCAACAGUUUCGAAGAGAAGAUCGUGGAGUUGCAGAAGAAGAAGAUUGAGCUGGCCAAUCUUGCUACGGGAGGAAAGGCUGUAAGACAGGACGCUAAGGAGAUCUUCCAGAACUUGAUGAGUCUGUUCUAGAUGAGAACAGACGGGGAACGAUUGAGGGAUUGAAGGAUGGGGAAGUUGAAAUUAAAGCAGAGCGUGCGGUUGAACCGGCGCAGAGAAGAGAAAGAGAAACGUACUUACAUGGCUCAGAGAGACCUGACAGUCAAGUACUCGAACAUAACGUAGCAAUCAAUCUCCGCAAAGCAUUGACAAUCCAGGCUCCCUUUGAACACAACUGCUUUCCUCGUGGUUUACUGCAUUGUGACAGCACAGGCUAACCAUGCGACAAACUCACAAGAUACUGGGGGAACAUCGUGGUCGAAGCGGCAGUAAAAAGAAAGGCGCACAAACAUUG
This is a messenger RNA of Aureobasidium pullulans EXF-150, 3697 nucleotides long. RefSeq lists its product as uncharacterized. Bases 280 to 3375 code for a protein of 1031 amino acids. The record is from RefSeq and is a predicted model, not a curated record. Gene Ontology annotation, molecular function: ATP binding; ATP-dependent chromatin remodeler activity. Lineage: Eukaryota; Fungi; Ascomycota; Dothideomycetes; Dothideales; Saccotheciaceae. The transcript has 2 exons.